AUGAGGCAUCUGCGGGUCUGCCGCUGGUUCCUCAGCACGGUUUUCGUGCUCCCAGGAAGACAGUGGAACAAGAGGACACAGGUUGACUCAACUGUGUUACCGGUACAAACAAAGCAGAGAUAUGCAGGAUAUUGUCCCAAAUAUCCACAUCAAACUGGGAAGACCUUUGGCAAAACCACAUUGGAUCUACUGGCUUCUCAUGCCAAUGAAGGAUCACACUCUCUUCUGGCACCUAUAAAUGCGCCUCAGUACUACAGUGAUGAUGAGAACUGCAUACCCUAUUCACCGGGUGUAUCAGACCAGAUCUUUGGAGAAAAGCUCAUUCCUGGCUACACCGGAUAUGUUCCUCAGAGGAUGUACAAGUUUGGGAAUAGCUACAAUAAGGAGUCUCUUGAUUGUGGAAUGGAAUUAUUGAAGAAUAAAGUGGAUUACCAGAGAAAAAAGAAUGAACCGAUACUCCUCACCUAUAGAGAUGGCGGAACAAGGCUGGCAACCUCUGGUGAGAACAGGCCAUUGAAAGCAGUGGCUUCAAAAGUUGAUCCAGUGAGUUGGACUCAUCUGUACAAGCACAAGCAUCUCUUUACCACACAACCUCCUGAAUUACAGAGGAGAGGGAUUGCAGGUUACACAGGAUUUGUUCCUGAAAUAUCAAAGAUUUACUCGCAUCCUUAUUCUGAACGUGUGAAACAAGCCAUGGAUACGUUCCAGCAUAAGCAGUAUUUUUCAAGGAACAAAAUCAAAUCUUGCCCAAAGCCUUUUGUCUCCCAAGUUGAUAAUGAGAUUUACCACAAAGCAGGAAUGGUCCCUCAUUAUGGAGGUCAUAUGCCAGAAAAAUUUUCAAUGCAUAAUGCUGAUGAGAAAUUUCCUCUGGGCGUGAGGUCAUAA
Callorhinchus milii (elephant shark) is the source of this 885-nucleotide messenger RNA. RefSeq names its product protein FAM166B-like. The transcript is spliced from 8 exons. Bases 1 to 885 code for a protein of 294 amino acids. Lineage: Eukaryota; Metazoa; Chordata; Chondrichthyes; Chimaeriformes; Callorhinchidae. The record is from RefSeq and is a predicted model, not a curated record.